UUUCAGAAGUAUAUAGAAGCAAAUGUUGACAGCUUAUUUAACUACGCAAAUUUCGUUGAUGUGGGAAUGAAGGCUGAUUUUCGGUUGCUUAAAAGCUAGAACUGAAGAAAGUUCUGAAAUGUUUUAUGAAGAUAUUCAUUUGGAACCAACACUACUUUCAUUAGUUUUUGGUCUUAUUUCUAUUAUAGUGACUGUCGCAGUUUUAUGCUGGAGGAAAUAUGUUAAAAAAAAGAAGCUGGAAGUUAAUUAUGACUUGGAACCUUGUGAACCUGAUAUAGAACUGAUGUAUAUUCAUUUGUCAGCUAUGAGAAGCUUCCAACGACAAGCUGCAGAACAGUGUUUUAUGUUACUCCAAAAGCACCCUGAAGCUGUGAACCAUGCCUUGCCUCCAUUCUAUUAUACACCCUUCUUGCGGGCUUGUAAUGCUGGGUGUUUUGAGCUUGUCAAGUUUAUGCUGACCAUUGGAGCGGAUAUCAACUGCUGCACAUCUGAGGGUGAUUCACCCAUGUAUCUGGCAGUGUAUGGUUUGUCCAAGAAACGUGGUGUUUGGAAUCCAAGCAUUCUUAACUUGCUGUACAAGCAUGGAUGCACUGUUAAUUGUGUGAAACAACAUGGAUACACUCCACUUCAUGUUGCGGCACGAGCUGGACAUGUCAACCUUACAAGAUGGCUUUUGGUGCAUGGUGCUGACCCUGAAAGCAAAACUGAGAGAGGGCACAGGCCUGUGGAUUUUGCUAAAUUGCAAGGUCAUCGUGAAGUGAUGGCACUACUUACUGUUAACACAGAGGAGCCACAAUGCCAAGACUGGUACUGCACUCCAACUUGUAAAUGUGAUUGUCAUGUGACAUAGAAGACUGGAUAUGAACACAGAUGCAAAAAGAAAUUUACACAUUAUUUCAACUAAAUCACAGUAAAGGGAUAAAAGGAAUGUGCUCAGUUUAUUUCGCUAGCAUCAUAUAAAAGAAAAUUAUAUACACUGGUAAUGAGUGAGUUUAUUAAUAAUGUUUAGGAAUUCUUCCAUUCUCAGAAAAUUUGUUGGUGUUUU
Schistocerca nitens (vagrant locust) is the source of this 1045-nucleotide messenger RNA. RefSeq names its product ankyrin-1-like. The transcript is spliced from 8 exons. The coding region runs from base 119 to 850 and encodes 243 amino acids. Gene Ontology annotation, molecular function: protein binding. The record is from RefSeq and is a predicted model, not a curated record. Lineage: Eukaryota; Metazoa; Arthropoda; Insecta; Orthoptera; Acrididae.